CGCCAUCGCAUUGUUACACACUGCGUGCGCCUCUCCCCACCCCCUCGACUCGGUCGCCCCUCUUCGCCAUCGCAAACUACGCCGCGCGGGGCACCCACAUCCAUUGGCGCAAAGAGAGAGAGAGAGAGAGAGAGAAAGAGAAAUUCACCAUGUCGACGCAACACAGCGCCGAUGGUGUCGCACUGACACCGCCGCCAUCGACCCAGGUGCCGCCAUCGAAUCGCAGCAAGACAAGGACGCCUACACCUCCAGUGUCGCAUAUCUCCACGCCGCCGCCAACUGGAGAGCUGCCGGAACUCAGUCAGACGAGUAGUCGAUUGGGAGGCUUCGCAUCGGACAUGUCAGAGAUGGAGCUGGUCAAAGCCACGCCAGAAGAGCUGAGAACCAAGGUCACGGAGCUAUAUGCGGUGGUGCAGGAAGUCAAGAUGUCCGCCGCGCACCACAAGCUGCAGUACCAGAUGCUGGCGCAGUCCAGCGCCGCGCAGAUGGAGCGCAUGUCUGUCGAGGCGCGCAUGGCACAGUCAGAAAACGAGGUCAUUCAUGUGGCAGAUCAAGCGCGACUCGCUGCUACGCCGACGACGGAAGAUGGCUUCAUCCCCAUACACAAAGGCCUCUACCAGCACAUGUGCCGCGACAUCCAGCUACUGCGAGACGCAAACGUGAAGCUGGAAAGUGAGAACAAGAAACAGCGCGCUAUACUCCUGCAACAGGAGCAGGAGAUUGCUAGCCUGACCGACAAGGCAGCCCUGAUGGCCGAGCGCAUUCGCGCCAACAGAGAGUCGCUGCAGAAGUACCGCCGAUCGCAACUCUCGUCACAUGUUGAGCAGCAGAAUACCCGAUCACCAUACGGCGCUUCGCAUCGUGCUGCUCCAUUGAGCCGGGCACAUUCCCAGUCGCAACCCUUUGCUGCGCUGUUGCAAGCCUCUGAGAUGGCCAGCCAGGAAUCGGCGCGGGCGGUGAAGAAGGGUCACACGCGGAACACUCACAGCAUGUCGAGCUUGCCAGCAACACCCCAGCGCACGCAAGGCCUUCGACACCCGCCACCGUUCCAGACCCCACGAACUCAGCAUCAAGCACUGCAAGUGCCGGCUACUGCGCCUCAGCAGAGGACAAAUGCCAUGCGCACGCCCGACGUGUAUAGGCAGCCUUCCAUUCCUCUCCCGCCACGAUCACCGCAGUCUGAUGGCACUGUCUCUGCCUCUGACGAUGACGCUGGUGGCAGCGAGGCAGAGACCGAAAUCAUUGACGACGACGAGGUGCCCGAGUCACAGGCUUCCAUGAUAGCCUCUCAAAUGUUACGGACAAGCCAGGAAGACAUGGAAGAGAAGCGAGAGAGCUUGGCAGGCCGUGGUAUGUUGGACUCGAGCAGUAACUUGCGACAGACCAAGCUAUUGGGAGCAAUCCGAAAGCCAAAUGUACGACGAGGUGAAGAUGGACCUCCCGCCAAGAGAGCUCGAACCUCACCUAGCAUUGGACUUGGUAUUUCUACUGCGAGGGAUUAGUGGUCUCGGCCGAUGAGGUGGAGGCUGUGAAUCGCUCUUGUGGUGAUGAUUCUGCCAAGGCGAAAAGUUGAGGACGGGAGACUUCCAGGCAGCAAUUGAGGUACGCCGCCUCGUUGACGUGACGGUCAUUACUGCGGUGGAUCAGCACACGGGCAUGAGAUUUGGUACCUACCUGCUAUUGUGGAAGAAUUGGACAAUUGAAAGAUAUCCAUCAGUGGAUACCGACAAUGCCCUCGCGCAACGUUCACACUCACUUGAAACACAUAAGUGGGUCCGCUGGCAAUGCAGCUAUUGUUGAGUAUUGUCGACAAUACCAUAGAGAAAAACAAAAGCUCACCUCACCUGCGCCAAUGCCCGUAAUGCAUCUCUCACAUCGUGCUCUUCUUCCUUCUUCCUUCUUCGUUUCACCCACUUUCCAUUCAGAUUCGA
This is a messenger RNA of Sphaerulina musiva SO2202, 1931 nucleotides long. RefSeq lists its product as uncharacterized. The transcript has a single exon. The coding region runs from base 150 to 1502 and encodes 450 amino acids. The record is from RefSeq and is a predicted model, not a curated record. Lineage: Eukaryota; Fungi; Ascomycota; Dothideomycetes; Mycosphaerellales; Mycosphaerellaceae.